Molecule: messenger RNA, 1450 nt
Organism: Magallana angulata
Lineage: Eukaryota; Metazoa; Mollusca; Bivalvia; Ostreida; Ostreidae
Product: hydroxylysine kinase-like
Exons: 5
Coding region: 69-1172 (367 amino acids)
Molecular function (GO): amino acid kinase activity
Source: RefSeq, a predicted model, not a curated record
CAUAAAUUAAGGUGCAGUUUUUUUCCUCAUAUUCAAUAACUUAAAAGUUAAGAAUUUUUUUGUUGAAAAUGGAAACAAGAAGGCCAGAUAUAUCCGUAAGCGAUGUGCAACAUAUACUAACUGAAAUAUGUCAUUGGAAAAUUCACAAGAUCGAUCGUUUGGACUCUUUCGAAGACAGAAACUUUAUGGUGAAGUACGAAAACGCAGAGGCGUCACAAUCAAAGGAAGAAUUGAAAGCGAUGGUGAAAAUCGUUCAUUCGAAGAACUUCUGCCAACAAAAAGUGAAAGCGGAGAGAAUGGUUAUGGAUCAUCUGAAAAACGAGGGAUUCAUCUGUACCUCUUGUUUGCCAUUUCCUGACGGAAAAUGGCAUUACCAUACAGAUGAUGGUAAACAUGUUUUCCGGCUGUUCUCAUUUAUUCCUGGGGUAACUCUGAAGAGCUGUCUACACCUAAUUGACAGUAAAAGUAUGCUAUUGGAUUUGGGCAGCUUUGUUGGUAAACUUCACAGGUCUCUACAGAAGGUUAAAGAGUCAAUAGUCGUGGAGGAUAGGCCAACAGAUCCCUGGAUUCUGAAGAACUCCUCCAUUUUACGCAAUUUGCUUAAAGAAAUCCAGGGCACAUCAAAAGAAAAAGAGCAUUUGAUAUUAAAUACCCUUGAAAACUUUGACCAUCAUGUUAUGACGUUAUUUGAUGAUCUGCCAAAAGGUGUAACUCACAACGACAUUCAUGAUCUUAACAUUAUUGUGAAUUACCAUGAUGGAAAGUUACAAUCAUUAGAAUGCAACACGGAAGAAAAUGGCGUGAAAGCAAAAUUCGGACUCAUCGAUUUCAACGAUGUAGCCUUUUCACCAUAUUUGUUUGAGGUUGCCAUGGUGAUAAGAGAUUUAAUGGUAGAUAUCGAGGAUGUCCCACAUCUGGAAAUCGGGGCUUAUUUUCUGACCGGAUAUACAGAGGUAUCCCCAAUUUCUGCAAAGGAAUUGCAGUUAUUGCCGUAUUGUAUUCAGACUGGUCUUUGCCAGUACAUAGUGGUUGGAGAGAGUGAAUUUCAAAAACAACCGGACAAUGAGUACACUCGACUAGGAGCUGAUAAUGCCUGGACUGUGCUUCAAAAGCUUCAACAUAUCACCAAUUCCGAUAUAUCGAAAACCUGGAAAAGAAUCAUGAACUCCUGAUCUGUAUCUACCUGAAAUAUGCAUAAUUAUGAUAUUAGUUAUUCAAAUAUAGGAUUUACAUAUGUGAAAUUAUAUAUGGUGGUUGGAUUUUAGACACACUCUAUUAGCAUUUUGCUAUAUAGGAAAGAUAUUCUUUUUAAAAUUCAGAGAGAGAGAGAAAAAGAUGAUGCUAUUAAACUGUUCUUUUGAAAUUAUUUGCGUGUUUUUUCUUAAUCAUGCCAUAUCAUUAAUAUAAUAAAAUUAAGAACCGUGCCAAUUUAUAUCAUAUGCCGGAUAAC